AUGGAAAAACCACAAGGGCGAACGACGCCGCUGGCGCGAUGGGCGCAGACCGACGUGGCCGAAGUGUUGAACCAGUUCGCCACCGACGCCCGCCAGGGCCUUCACAGCACCCAGGACAUCCUCGUAAGGCGCCUGGUUCACGGAGACAACGAGCUCCAACAGGGCGAGAAGGAGCUGGUGGCGUGGAAGUUUUUGCAGGCGUUCAACGACCCGUUGAUUUUGCUUUUGAUCGGCCUGGCGGUGAUCUCGUUUUGGAUGGGCAACGUCGACGACGCCGUCUCCAUUUCGCUCGCCAUCACCAUCGUGGUCACGGUGGGUUUUGUUCAAGAGUACCGCCUGGAGAAGUCGCUUGAGGCGCUCAACCGCUUGGUGCCUGCCGAGGCCAAGUUGACACGUAACGGCAACACGCUGACGGUGUUGGCGUCCCACUUGGUGCCGGGCGAUUUGGUGCACUUUAGUCAGGGCGACCGGAUUCCAGCAGAUGUGCGUUUGACGGACGCUGUGCACUUGGCGAUUGACGAGAGCAACUUGACGGGCGAAACGAGCCCCGUGAAGAAGACGCUCCGUUCGAUUUCGCCGCUGGAUCAUACGGGUGAUGUCACAAAGGACGUCCCGGUGACGGAGCGUUCCUCGAUAGCGUUCAUGGGCACGUUGGUCAGAGACGGCCACGGGUCCGGAAUCGUCGUGGCCACGGGCUCCCGGACGGAGUUUGGCGCUGUGUUCGAGAUGAUGUCGGAGAUCGAGAAACCCAAGACCCCGUUGCAGCAGGCCAUGGACAGACUCGGCAAGGAUUUGUCUGUGUUCAGUUUUGCUGUGAUUGGCACCAUCUGCUUGCUCGGAAUCGUCCAGGGCCGCGAGUGGUUGGACAUGUUCCAGAUCUCCGUGUCGUUGGCCGUGGCGGCCAUUCCAGAGGGCUUGCCCAUCAUCGUCACGGUCACUUUGGCGCUUGGAGUGCUCAGAAUGGCCAAAAGAAAGGCCAUCGUGCGCCGCUUGCCCUCCGUCGAGACCUUGGGCUCCGUCAACGUCAUCUGCUCCGACAAAACGGGCACCUUGACCCAGAACCACAUGACCGUCACCAAAAUCUGGGCCUUUGACUUCCAGGGCUCCUUCAACAGCCCCUACUUGAUUGUGGAAAAAUUGGACGACAAGACCCUCCACGACAAGUUGACCCCCAACAUCAGGAAAGUCCUUGAGGUCGGCAACAUCUGCAACAAUGCCCGCUACUCCAACGAUAACGAGGCCUACGUGGGCAACCCCUCCGAUAUCGCCUUGCUUGAAGCUUUGCCCCACUUUGGCCUAGACGACCUCCGUGGCACCAAGGAGCGUGACAGCGAGCUUCCUUUUUCCUCUGAUAGAAAGUACAUGGCUGUAUCUGCCCAUGGCGGCGACACUUCUCGUUCUGAGACGUUUGUCAAGGGCGCCAACGAGGCCAUUCUCAAACACCUGGACAAGUACUUGGACGAGCAGGGCAACGUCAAGCCGUUGACCGACGCCUUGAAGGACAAAAUUCACGAAAGAGCCCUGGCCUUGUCUUCCGAGGGUCUUCGAGUCUUGGCCUUUGCCAGAAACAACUCCAAGUUGGACGUUGAAAAAGAGCACUCCAUCACCUCCGACAUGACCUUCUGCGGCUUGGUGGGCAUGAAAGACCCUCCAAGACCCAACGUGGCCAAGUCCAUCAGCCAGUUGAUGAAAGGAGGAGUUCACGUCAUCAUGAUUACCGGUGACUCUCCUAGUACUGCCACCAACAUCGCCAAGCAGAUCGGCAUCCCCAUCUCCGGCAAGGACUCUGUAUUGACCGGUGACCAGUUGGACAGAUUGUCCGAGGAGAGUUUGAGUAACGCCAUCCACAAUGUCUCUGUUUUCGCCAGAACCACCCCAGAGCAUAAGGUCACCAUUGUCAAGGCGUUGCAAAGACGCGGUGACGUUGUGGCCAUGACCGGUGACGGUGUCAACGACGCUCCAGCUUUGAAACUUGCCGACAUUGGUAUUGCCAUGGGUAGAAACGGUACCGAUGUCGCCAAGGAAGCCGCCGACAUGGUGCUUACGGACGACGACUUCUCCACCAUCUUGAAUGCCAUCGAAGAAGGAAAAGGCAUUUUCUACAACAUCCAAAACUUCAUCACCUUCCAGCUCUCCACCUCCAUUGCCGCCUUGACGCUUAUCGCCUUGGCCACCUUCUUUGGCUUGCCCAACCCGUUGAACGCCAUGCAGAUCUUGUGGAUCAAUAUCUUGAUGGACGGACCUCCAGCCCAGUCGUUGGGUGUGGAGCCCGUGGACCCUGAAAUCAUGAACAAGCCACCCAGAAAGAGAAACGAAAAAAUAUUGACCCAGCAGGUGAUCAAGCGGGUGUUACAAAGCGCUAUCAUGAUCAUCAUCGGUACCAUGUAUAUUUUCAUCAAGGAGAUGCAAGACGGGCAGGUCACUGCCAGAGACACCACCAUGACGUUUACGUGUUUCGUGUUGUACGACAUGUUCAAUGCGUUGGCGUGCCGCCACUACACGAGACUGGUCUUUGAGCUCGGUUUCACGAACAACAUGUUCAACCUUUCUGUUCUUGGUUCGCUUUUGGGCCAAAUGUGUGCCAUCUACGUUCCUUUCUUCCAAGCGGUGUUCCAAACCGAAGCUUUGACCUUCACGGACUUGGUCCACUUGGUCUUUCUCACCAGCACCGUUUUCAUUGGCGACGAGAUCAGAAAAUACUUGUUGAGAAGAAGAAAUCAGAUGAUCAACGGCUACACCUUUGCAGUCUAA
This is a messenger RNA of Candidozyma duobushaemuli, 2751 nucleotides long. RefSeq names its product Ca(2+)/Mn(2+)-transporting P-type ATPase (gene PMR1). Gene Ontology annotation, biological process: calcium ion transmembrane transport; manganese ion transport; intracellular calcium ion homeostasis. The transcript has a single exon. Gene Ontology annotation, molecular function: ATP hydrolysis activity; ATP binding; P-type calcium transporter activity. The record is from RefSeq and is a predicted model, not a curated record. Gene Ontology annotation, cellular component: Golgi membrane; endoplasmic reticulum; plasma membrane. Bases 1 to 2751 code for a protein of 916 amino acids. NCBI's taxonomy places the organism in Eukaryota, Fungi, Ascomycota, Pichiomycetes, Serinales, Metschnikowiaceae.